Messenger RNA from Cygnus olor (mute swan), 3295 nucleotides. It is a transcript of the gene PITPNC1, whose product is annotated as phosphatidylinositol transfer protein cytoplasmic 1. The record is from RefSeq and is a predicted model, not a curated record. Gene Ontology annotation, biological process: phospholipid transport. Gene Ontology annotation, cellular component: cytoplasm. NCBI's taxonomy places the organism in Eukaryota, Metazoa, Chordata, Aves, Anseriformes, Anatidae. Bases 1444 to 2385 code for a protein of 313 amino acids. The transcript is spliced from 10 exons. Gene Ontology annotation, molecular function: phosphatidylinositol binding; phosphatidylinositol transfer activity.
AUAACCAAAAUUCAGGCAGGCAUGCUUAGCAGAAGCUUCCUGGCUAGCUAGAGCUAGAAGUUUCCUCUCUCAGCACGUCCCCUAAAAAGCAUUCGAUGAGCAUGCUUUUUACACAGGCCCGGGACAGCAGUCAUAUUUCGGAGUUGUAAAGGUUAUUGCUAGGGUCACUGUUUUUUUCUCCAUGUGUAUGUGCAGACAGCACAAGAAUGAGCUGUGUUUGUGGCCGUAAGUCUGGGGUGAUUUAAGAAUGUUUUGCAGUGGGUAUGGAAAGUAAUUUUCAUUUCCAUUUUAUUUAGUGAUCGAGUAGCAUCUAGGUCGUAUGCAAAGCAGUUCAAAUUUUUACAGCAUUUUUCAGCAGAAAUCCAGGUGACUUUUUUUUCCCAAUUAAUGCAGCCAGUAACAAAUCACUUAAAAUUGCAGUAAUUGUUUUGGAUCUGAAUUUGGAUCUCUCUCAUUUGUAGGUAAUAUUGCAGUUACUGCCUUGUUUGGGCUAUUUUUCAUAGAAGUUUCAUGAAUAUUACUGCCAACACUAUGAAUUAUAGCUACAGGUUGGAUAUAUAUAAAUGGCUGUUGUCAGAUUUGAAAUAGAAGACUCAUUAACUGCAUUGUUCAUACUUCAGUUGAAAAUCCGGGCUAUUAGCAGAGCUCCCAGAUUUUCUCUUUCUUUGUGUAGGUGUUUGUACUUCACCACAAAGUCAGGGUGUGUGAAAUAUUGUGCCGUUAAUGGGAUGGAACAGAAAAGCAAUAUUGUUAGCUCCAGGAGAUGGCACUGUGUCCUCUCUGGGCUAAAAAUUGUGUACAUCGCUUUGAAACGUACAUUUGGAACCAAUGAGGGGUUUUGCUCGUUCAUGUUAUGAAACACAUUUCAUUGUAGACCCAAAUUCAUGUUUAACUGUCCCAAAUAUGGUAUUUCAUCACUUCUGUCUUUGCAACUAAAUGAGUUCUAAAUGCUGGUGUCUUCUUCCGUUAUCUAUACAGCGCUUUAUGUUUUAAUAUUGCAGUCACAGCGCUGCUCUGCAAUACGUGCUCUAUAGCCAUUUGCUUAUAGGAGAAACAGAGAUACAAAUGGUUUAUGAUUUACACACAGUUAUGUAAGAGUUCAGGUUUCUCAGCUAGUUUCAGAAUUUGGUUUGCGUGCAUAUCAGGUUGAAAUUUAAUAAUUCUUAUAUUUCUCUGAAAGAAAUACAAUAAAAAGCAAGCACAUCAAAAAAAAAAAAAAAAAAGUAACUAAUUUGGAAAGGGAAAGAAAGGCCCCCCGAUGGUCCUGGCGUUGUUACUCAACGAGGAAGGAGGUGGUUUUUCGCCGAACUCCGUGCGUGGCGUUUGAAAGCAAGCAGCCGACACGAAACCCACUUUUAUUUGCGUUGCAAAAUCCGCCGCCCGAUAGCGAGGCGCUGACCAGAGGGGAAAUGGUUUGCCGGUGCGCACCGAGGCAGCAGGAAUAUGCUCAUGAAGGAGUACCGGAUCUGCAUGCCUCUGACAGUUGAGGAGUACAGAAUUGGACAGUUGUACAUGAUAAGCAAGCACAGCCAUGAGCAGAGCGACCGAGGUGAAGGUGUGGAAGUGGUGCAGAAUGAGCCCUAUGAAGAUCCAAAUCACGGCAAUGGCCAGCUAACAGAAAAACGGGUCUAUCUCAACAGCAAACUACCCAGCUGGGCUAGAGCAGUUGUUCCCAAAAUAUUUUAUGUUACAGAGAAGGCAUGGAAUUACUAUCCUUAUACAAUCACAGAAUACACAUGUUCAUUUUUGCCUAAAUUCUCCAUUCACAUAGAGACAAAAUAUGAGGACAACAAAGGAAGCAAUGACAGCAUUUUUGACAAUGAAGCUAAAGAUCUGGAACGAGAAGUCUGCUUUAUUGAUAUUGCCAGUGAUGAAAUUCCUGAGCGCUAUUACAAAGAAUCAGAGGAUCCUAAAUAUUUCAAGUCACAGAAGACUGGGAGAGGCCAAUUAAAAGAAGGCUGGAGAGAGACCCAUCAGCCAAUUAUGUGUUCCUACAAACUUGUGACUGUGAAAUUUGAAGUCUGGGGACUUCAAACCAGAGUAGAACAAUUUGUACAUAAGGUGGUCAGAGAUAUACUAUUGAUCGGUCACCGGCAGGCUUUUGCCUGGGUUGAUGAGUGGUAUGACAUGACAAUGGAUGAAGUCCGAGAGUUUGAACGAGCAACUCAGGAAGCUACCAACAAGAAAAUUGGGAUUUUUCCACCUGCAAUAGCUAUCUCUAACAUUUCCAUGCCUUCUUCAACCCGCAGUGCUCCAUCUAGUGCUCCAUCAACUCCUCUCUCCACAGAUGCUCCCGAAUUCCUAACAGUUCCCAAAGACCGGCCUCGAAAAAAGUCUGCUCCAGAAACCCUCACUCUUCCAGAUCCAGAGAAGAAAAAACUUUAAAUUAACCCAGCGUGAUUCCUCCUGAUAAGCCAUGUCUACCACAGCAAGAGUAACAUAAUACAGUUUCUAGAAAGGUCAUGGUGGUUGGUUGGUGUUUCUUGGAUUUCUUUUUGUUCUUUUGUUUUGUUUUGUUUUGUUUUGUUUUGCUUCGGAUAAUCUCACUGUUGUGGAAAGAUUGCUUCUUUCCUCAGGCUUGAUCCUUAAAACCUUCAGAGAAGUGCAUGCAAGAGAAUCUAAUUUAUAUAUUCCUAAAGCAGUGUUCCAAGCCAUAUGGUGCAUCUUACUGACCUACAAUGAAAUAGUCUGAGGAGAACCCUAUAAAAGAAAAUAAAUCUUUCUGUAGCAGUAUCUCUACAUGGAAAUCCACAUCUAGGUCAUAGCAUUUAUAAUUAGGAAUAGAUAUUCAGUAAAGCUGCCAAGGACUUCUGAGGCAAAUUUGUGCCAAGCAGAAUGCAGGGUUAACUGGAUAAAAAAGCUCCAAUUUUCUUCUUUUAUAAGUGAUUUUAAAAUCCAUCCUACUCUCAGGCUUUUCAUGUAUGUUCAUAAACCUUUGACCUGCAACUCAUUGUACUUGAACGCCAACAGCAAUCACUCAGAUUCAUAUUUUGCUUAAUAUGACUCAGGAUUUGGGGCCUAGCUAACAAACAUGAAACUUUUCAAACCUAAAAUAUCACUGUAUUGAAGCCCCAAUUGUAAUUAAUUAUACUGACUUUGAGGCCAUUGAACUAUUUCUAUCUUGCACAGAAUUUGUAAAAGAAACCACCUAUUUCUUGUAGAUAAUGUAUUUUAAUAGCUUUCUUUUUGUGAUCUCUUAAGUUCAUAUUGGUGUUCCAAUGAUGUUCCAUGUACAAGAUUGAAAAAAAAAAAAGCAGCUAAAUUGAGCCAGUUGAGAGGGAAAACCAAUGAAUUU